GAUGAGGCACUGCCUCGACCAGAAGACUUUGAGUGCUGGGGCAGCGUGUCAACGCCGGAGCCCUCCCCGCCAUCGCUGCUAUGGCCCCGGUAUGUCGAGCGUUGCACGUGAUGACGCCCAUCAGCAAAUUCGACGCACUCGCCGCGCGAAAAGGCCGCGGCGGCGGCGUCCUCUUCGUCGUCGCGUUCCUAGCUGAUGCUGAUGAUGUGCAUUCAAGGUUAUUCUUGAUUCAGCCCGAACUCAGAUCAGCACACUCUCUCGGCAACAUCAUUGUGAUUGUCGCGGCGCUCAUUGCUCUCACAUCAACCCCGGUCUUCCCUUCUUCCCUCGGGUGGCUAGGUGGCUCUUGGCGAGUCUGCAGAAUUGCGUAUAAAGCUCUACACCUGUGUCCCAUUCGUGGCCGGACUCGCCUCUUGGACUUUCACCCGCGCCCACGAUUUCCCACCACCUGCGUGAUGGUGCACGCUGGCAACUUCUGAGCUCAUCUCUCCUCUGCCAAUCACCGACAUGAAGCGGUGAGCAUUUCAAUUAUUUCAGCU
Molecule: messenger RNA, 539 nt
Organism: Ceraceosorus guamensis
Lineage: Eukaryota; Fungi; Basidiomycota; Exobasidiomycetes; Ceraceosorales; Ceraceosoraceae
Exons: 1
Coding region: 81-479 (132 amino acids)
Source: RefSeq, a predicted model, not a curated record